Stegostoma tigrinum is the source of this 720-nucleotide messenger RNA. RefSeq names its product ferritin, middle subunit-like. The transcript is spliced from 6 exons. Gene Ontology annotation, biological process: intracellular iron ion homeostasis; iron ion transport. Gene Ontology annotation, cellular component: cytoplasm. The record is from RefSeq and is a predicted model, not a curated record. Lineage: Eukaryota; Metazoa; Chordata; Chondrichthyes; Orectolobiformes; Stegostomatidae. Bases 1 to 720 code for a protein of 239 amino acids. Gene Ontology annotation, molecular function: ferrous iron binding; ferric iron binding.
AUGGCCUCUCAGAACUAUCACCAGGAUUGUGAAGCUGCUGUCAACAAGCAGAUUAAUGUGGAGCUCACUGCCUCCUAUCUCUAUCAGUCUUUGAUGUCUUACUUUGACCAGGACGAUGUUGCCCUCCCCCACUUAUCCCAGUUCUUCAAAGAUCAAUCCCAGGAGAAGCAGGAACAUGCCGGGAAGCUGUUGAAAUUCCAGAAUCAGUGUGGAGGCCAAGUCCUGCUCCAGGAUGUGAAGAAGCCAGAGAGGGAUGAGUGGGGUAACAGCCUGCAGGCAAUGCAGGUUGCCCUGGAUCUGGAGAAGAAUGUGAACCAGAGUUUGUUGGAUCUACACCAACUCGCCACAGCCCAGACUGACCCUCAUCUGUGUGACUUCCUGGAGACUCACUAUUUGGAUGAGGAGGUGAGGAUCAUCAAGCAACUCGGGGACUACAUCACCAACCUGAAGCGCCUGGGAGCCCCUGAGAAUGGGAUGGGAGAGUACCUGUUUGACAGGCUCUCCCUGGAGGACAGCAGCAAUCUCUAUCGCCUGAUGUUCUGGGUUAACACAUCAAAGGCGUCGGGUGGUUUAUUUUCAGAAUCAAUAUUCUCCCUUUUUAACAGCUACCCACUUCUGCUGGUUUCAAUUCCAGUCAAUCGUCAUGACAUCAGCUCCAAAAACCCUCUCACUCAGCAUCUUGCAGCUGCUACCUGGAUCCUGACACAAGAUCCAGUCUGA